ACCGUCUCGUAAAAUUGAAGUAUAUACAAUUCGGUGGGAGAAUGUGGCAGCCCAACAUUAUUAAAUGUCGAGCAAGGAAUAGUGGCGAGCAGUUGCGACGGGACCGUCAGGCAGGAAGGUUGUGCGUCGCUUCCUCGCUGCUGCGUUCAUCCUUCCUCACUCACUCCCUACCAAGCCGGGAUCAUUAUGUAUCGAUUCACGUUCUAAUUUAGCCACUUGGAAAACGAGAAAUGUAGGCGAGACAAAUAAUUACGAACAAGGAAGCCCCGACGGCCUCGACCAUCGCCGCCACCGCCGCCGCCUCCACUACAAGCAAAGCGGGUCGACUCUGUUAAUGAAAGAGGAAUCUUGUUUACACACGGCCCACCCGCUGCCGCCCCGGGAAGCGACGCCGCACACCCUCCAUGGACAGGUGCCCUUCAACGUUUCUCUUUCCUCAAGAAAAAGCGCGGGAGUGAGUGAGUGAGUGAGUGAAUGGGUGUUCGGGAUCAAUGAACGCACGCUUGUGACAUUAAACAUUCCUUUUUUUUUCUUCUUUUUUCUUCUCGUUCACAACGAACCAGUGUUUGCAGCAGAAUAUUAGCCUGCUACUGGAAGGGUACGCGCUCCGCAAUCCACCUUGCAAAGGCCUCAUAAGCGGCGGUCUAUGUGUGAGUGAUUGAAGGAGGAAACUUACACCUGUGACACCUGUGGGGAAACUGCAUCCCACGCAACACCUGUGUGCUGGAGUGGAUGGGAUGCUGUAACCCCCUCCCCUCCCUCCUCAAUCCUCGUCCCUCCAUACCCACCCUUUCCUCCCUCGCCGCCUCGUUCUUCCUAGGUGUGUGGCGCAACAUGCACGGCCAGUGUGCAUGGCCACGGAUGGUAGUCGUGACCGGGCGUGACGUCAUCUCACGUGCCACAAAUCCAUAAUGGAUGACGGCCGCAGCAGACUAGCAUGGAGAGGGUGUUCAUCACAAGCCUGCUGGCGGUCUGGGCAGCGGACGGAGCCACGCAGUCAGACACCGGUUCCUGUCCCCGUCCUGAGGACAACCCGUGGUGCUCGUGUUACGACUUCAAUGACGGCGUCUUCCUGGAGUGCUCUGUGGUGCCCCUAUCGCGGGUGGCCACGGUUCUUGUCCAGCUCCGCCACCCUGUCAAAUCUCUUAACAUCUACGACCUGGAAGCCAACCUGACCUCUCUGCCCCCGGCACUUUUUGUCAACAGUGCCGGAGUCUCCUGCCUCAAAAUUUCUCACUCAAGUCUGCGAGAGGUGCCGGAGAGUAGUUUUCUGGGCCUGCAGUCCUCACUACAUUCCCUCAGCAUCAUUCAUAGUCACCUCACCGCCAUCCCCCAGGCUGCUCUUCAAAGACUGCCCCGUCUGAAAACACUGGACGUGGAAGCCAACAAUAUAACUGAGCUACAAAGUUUCAGUUUCGUCAAUAUCAAACUAGUGAACCUCAAUAUGAAGGGAAAUGGACUAAAGUUCAUUUCUGAGUAUGCUUUUGACGGACUGGAGGAAAGCCUUGAAGAGCUAAACCUAAUGAACAACAAGCUGAAGCAGUUGCCCAUUCCAGCGUUACGAAGGCUCAGCAAACUUCGGACCCUGAAGUCCGCCAGUAACCGCAUCUCCGAUGUGAUUAGCGACGGGUAUUCCCGGCUUCCAGCCCUGCAGGUGUUAGAUUUGAGUAGCAACCGCUUCACGCAGCUCACGAGCACCAGCUUAGCUACCAUGCCUGCCCUACUAUCUCUCUCUCUGUGCAAGAACCACAUCUCCCAAGUGGCAGGCGAUAGCUUUAUCCAGAAUUCUGUGUUGCAGAGGCUGUGUCUCAGCCACAAUAAUAUUAUGAUGCUCGAACCAGAGACCUUUUCUUACACACUAGCUCUGCAGGUGAUAGACCUCAGUCACAACCACCUCCAUACCAUCAGCAAAGGUCUGUUUAGUAAUCUGCCUGAGCUAAGGGAGGUUUUCCUUUCCUUCAACAACAUUCUCAAGCUCCAAAAUAAUACCUUUGCGAAUUCCACCCAGAUUUCCUUUCUUUAUCUCCACAACAACGAGAUUCACUCCAUUGAGAGUGGUGCAUUUGCCAACUUGGAGGUACUUUUCGACUUGCAGAUCAGCCACAACAACCUACCAGAGAUUCCUGCCGGUUUAUUCUUCAGCAAUCGCGGCCUCAACACUCUCAGCCUAGACAAUAAUAAGAUCACCUCCUUGGCCGGAGGUACGUUCAGCCAUCUGUCCGAGCUGAGGGAGUUGCGACUCCAAAACAAUAAAUUAUCCAGGGUAGAAAAAAAUACUUUUUCACCUCUUCCUCACCUCCAUGAACUGCACCUUCAAGAUAAUUUGAUCCAGUAUGUCGCGAAGGAAGCUUUUUCUUCGCUGACCGAGUUACAGCAUCUCAAUCUCAAGAACAACAAGCUGGCACAGGUAGCAGAUUCUCUCACCCGCUAUCCUGCAAGCCUAAUAACUCUCCAGUAUUCAAAAAAUGAAAUUAGCACGAUAUCCACGGAUGCCUUGAGAGGACAAAAUCGACUCAAGAUUCUGUGGCUAAAUGACAAUAAUUUAACAAGCAUGCAGGAAGUGCUGGUACACGACCUUUCUUUCCUACAGGAAUUAUAUCUCCAAAACAAUAACCUCGGUUACAUCCAGGACAAGUGUUUUCACAACAUGAGGAAGCUUAAGCUUCUCAAGUUAUCCAACAAUGAUCUGCAGCACAUCAGCUCCUUGCUCUUCGAUGGUCUCACCUCUCUGGAAGUCCUCUAUCUUGACCACAAUGGCAUCAGAGAGAUCGAGCCGAGAAUAUUUCAACGACUGGUCAGUCUGCGCCAUCUCGAUCUUUCUAACAACGAGAUUCUGCAUGUGCGGCGAUUCAUGUUUGAAGGUAAAAUUCCUCUAAAGGUUCUGCUGCUACGCAACUCUGGCAUCACUGACAUGGAUCCCUAUUCGUUCUCCAGCCUGAGUCAACUGGAGGAGCUGGAUUUGUCCCAGAACUCUUUAGCUCGCCUCAACAGGCUUUCACUCAGCAUACCUUCCAUCAGGGUACUUAAUCUUGGUGACAAUCAUUUCCAGAUCAUUGAAGAAAAUUCCUUCUAUGGUAUUUCCAAUUUGAAUUGGUUGGACAUGAGUGGAUGUGGACUCUUCCGUCUCCCUCCACACCUCCUUUCCGAGGCCGUCCACCUCCAGCACCUCAACUUGGCCAGGAAUAACUUUACUGAUCUGACAUCCGUUUUUUUCCGUAAGCUGCACAAUUUAAGGGAGGUCAAUAUAUCAUACAACAACUUCUCCCAUAAUGUUCUAAACUCUGUCGAAGGUCUAACAAAAUUGGAAGUACUUAUUCUCAACCAUAAUCCCAUUGAGGAAUUGCGGCAUCCCCUCAACGAUUUGCCAAGCCUGCGUGAGCUGCACUUGUCUGCAACUAACCUAUGGAGAUUGGACCGACACAUCCUCAUAAGAUUGAAAAACCUGCAUACUCUUGACCUGUCCUACAACCAGCUGUCUGACAUUCCACGGGGCAUGCUGGCAGCCACAAGCGUAAGCAGCCUCAGUUUGGCAGAAAACCUCUUCCCACAAAUACCUAACACCAUCUUCCAGGAGGGCGCCCCGAAUCUUCGCUCCCUUAAUAUGUCAGGCAAUCCCAUGAGGCGGAUUACGGAUCCGCUUGUGGCUAUUGGUCCUCCUCUUCCGCUGCUUGAGGAUCUGGAGGCAACUAGAACAAACUUGACGACUUUAACAACAUAUGACCUCCAGCAGAUGCCCAGCCUCCGUUACCUCAACCUCUCCCGUGCUUCCAUCAGCAGGAUCUCUCCAACUAGCCUGAGAAAUUUGACUCAUCUCACUCAUCUCAGUCUCGCUUACAACCGUCUCCAGAUCUUGCCAAAGGAGAGGCUGCGCGGUCUACGAUCCCUCACCUUCCUUAACUUGACGGGAAAUAUCCUCAAGAAGCUGGAGCCUCUACCUUCUGCCUCCCACUCCCUUAAGGUGCUUGACGCCUCUGGGAACAAAUUAACGGGGUUGGCACAGUCGUCCUUCAAGCAUAGCGAGUGCCUGGAAGUGCUGCUGCUAGGUGCCAACUGGAUCACCACCAUCCAUCCGCGCACUUUCUUGCCCCUCACCGCUCUCCGCCGUCUUGAUCUUUCUCAUAACUAUCUAGAGGAGUUGUCUGUUUCACCUCUGGAGCCCCUUGAACGGAGCCUGGAAUGGCUUCGCUUAGAUGGUAAUCCAUGGAGGUGUGAAUGUCGCCUGGGCCAGCUAUGGACGUGGCUCCAGGAUCAUUUGUCGAUGGUGCCUGAUCUUCGCACCCUCAAGUGUCACCUGCCCGAGGCAUUCUCUGGCCAGCCCUUCCUGAUGUUGUCGUCAGGCAUGUUGUGUCCUCAGCCACUCAUUCUCCAAUUGGACGCACAAGGCAUCCAGAGUCAGUCAUUGGUACUCAAGUGGCAUGCCUCCAAUCAGUCCUCCAUCCAAGGUUACAAGGUAUCAUUCCGUGAGACGAGUGAAGACGGCCAAGUAGUGGGCGGCCUGAAGACCCGCUCCCUCACUUCCUCACCUACCAACUACCGCCUGACGGGGCUACGACCACGCACUAGCUACUUGGUGUGUGUGCACGGUCUAACCACCUCCGCCAGUCCUUCAGCCUUUCAUCACCAUCACACCACCCAAUAUGCGCCCGACCUGAGUAGUAAAUGUGUGCAGGUGAAAACCGACGAACCAAUCCCGGCCAAGAUCGAACUCAGCAACCGUCUUGCAAUCAUGAUUGGAGUAUCGCUGGGAAUCGCCAUUUUCUUCAUUGCAGGCACCAUUAUUUGCUGCCGUCAAAUGUGUAAGGACAGGAGGGAAGCGGCCAAGGCUAAGUUGGAAUCCAACGCUGGCGGCCAGAACUACCACUCCUACAGGCAGUUCUCCGUCCAAGACAACAAUGACGCUGCCGCUGAUUCCGCUCCCAAAGAGGGACAGACAGAGUGCUAGAGACGGUAACGGGAGAUAGGGUGUAGCCACAGAAAACGGUUCCAGGUCUCGUUCCAGGCAUGCAACUGGCGCCGUGCACAUGUCGUCCCACAGGAAGAGUAGUUACAAAUUCUACCUUCUCCUUUCCCAAGAGUGUUUUUACAUCAGUUAACCAGUUGUUUGGAGGUGUAAGGCACUCCGAGAAAAUGAGAGAGCAAGUGAGCGGCCUCGAAUUCCAUAUUUGUUUUUUUUCUCGGUAUGCGCCAGUAUGAAGGCAAGCUCUCUGUGGCAAAGGCAAGAGGCAUUGCUGGGAGGGAGAGACACAUCCCGCUGCAACUUCCCCGCCGCCCAGCCGCUCACCUGCCUCUUGAAUGCCAUUAUGUCCCGUGAAUCGUAACAUUGUCGUAUUGGAGUGUUGGUGAAGUAUUAAGAAGCAAUAGUUUAUCAUGUUAUGUGAAUAAAAUGUUUAUUAGAAAAAAUAUGCAAAUCUAUAUAAGAGUAUGUUAUGAAGAAAGGUUUGUUUAUAUGCAAUGUUAUACUAAGUCUUAGAACGAAGGAUUCUUUAUUCCUGAGCUUUGAACUAGAUAUAAAGUGAGCCGUUUUAUGUGUUCAGCCUCUAAGAGGAGCAGCGAGCGGACCAAGGCCGCAUAUCUCGGGACCAAAGCCUAUACGUGGGGUGGAACAUCUGCCUCCACGGGAAGACAAUUGACAUAUAUCACGGGUAGUUCCUUCCAGAUGUGCAGGUCUGUAAAUCACAACUCAAAAUUUUUAUUUGAGACCAAAACACAGGUUGACUAUAUGAUUUACAAAAUUGUCCUUAUCAUGUAGCUCAAUGGGGAAUUAAAUCUAACUAGAGGAACAGCAGCAACAUAUGCAAAAUACUGCCGCAUGUUGCUCCAGUGGCGAUGACUUCUCACUCGCCUGUAGGAAUCUACCGCUUGUUUGUUGUCUCUUUAUAACUCUGGAAUGAGAGUAUGUUUAGACUGGAGUCAAGAGUUGGCAAGCACUCACGUCAUUUGGGAUGUGGAGGGCGCGCAGAAGGUUUCAGACCGUCGCCAUAUUUUCCAGGGAAUAGCGUUUAAUUAUAAAAGUUAUUUUAGAAUCGGGUAGGUACUUUAGUAUUUUUAACAAGUGGUGUUCAUAUACCGUAGCAAAACAUAAAUCGACUGGUCACUCGACUGGCAUGGAAAGCCGUUUAACCAUCGAAUUCUUCCUUUAGAUGAGCAAUAUACGUUUAAUGAAGCUGUCGACAGAGAAGUGUUCGAGGGUUACCUGGCGCCGGGGUGGUGGAGAAAGCACCUGUAGCCAUCCACAUCACACACACAAUGGUAGGCUAGCACAUACAGCACACACCUUGGACCCACCAGCCACAGCCAGACCCUAGACAUGACACUUCGUUGUGCAAAACCUCGACUGUACUGUCCCCAUAUACAUACCCCCUGUUUGCCACCCCGUCACCGUGGCGAUCACCCGUCGCUCCUCCCCCUUGCGAAAAAGUCCCUAAAAAUGUUGACUGAAGUAUGUAGUCACGAUCCAGUCUCCUUAUUCGCACACAAGCGAAAACCAUGACUCAAGGUAAAACAAGUGAGCAGGCCUACGCUGAUUCAAUAGUUUGUAAAUCCAUAGUAUAUGAGGAUUCACACACCUCAUCUAUACGUAGUAUUUUGCGUAAGCAUUAUAAUAUAUAUAUAUAUAUAUAUAUAUAUAUAUAUAUAUAUAUAUAUAUAUAUAUAUAUAUAUAUAUAUAUAUAUAUAUAUAUAUAUAUAUAGUGUGUGUGUGUGUGUGUAAACAAACACACACACACAUACGUAUGUUACCUUUUCUUUUUCCAAGCAGGGAAAUGUGAACCAUCAAUCAGUGACUACAUACACCACAUAUCCCAAAAUCCAAACCAUCUUCCAAUUUUCUAACAAUGAAUACUGUAGGACCUGUCAUAUUGCCUUGGCGAACAGUCUAGACAGCCGUUCACACCACAACACCAUAUCCUUGUAAUUGGAAAUGUUCACAGCCAAACACAAAGCAUUUAAUAACCGGCCAGUGUGUCUUUUUUGUAGUAUUGCUGCUGUGACUCUAAUAUUCCUCCUCUCGGACCAACACUCAGCUCAUGAUAGCUCUGUAUUAUAUUACCUUGUGAGGCUACCGUGGCUGUACACUGUUAUAUGGUCGGUUGUACGUACUCUAUCCUCGCCUGUGGCCUUCUUGUAUAUACACCGGUAAAAGAAAA
This is a messenger RNA of Scylla paramamosain (green mud crab), 7146 nucleotides long. Its product is annotated as protein artichoke-like. The coding region runs from base 938 to 4942 and encodes 1334 amino acids. Gene Ontology annotation, molecular function: protein binding. The record is from RefSeq and is a predicted model, not a curated record. The transcript has 6 exons. Gene Ontology annotation, cellular component: plasma membrane. NCBI's taxonomy places the organism in Eukaryota, Metazoa, Arthropoda, Malacostraca, Decapoda, Portunidae.